This is a messenger RNA of Wallemia ichthyophaga EXF-994, 2802 nucleotides long. RefSeq lists its product as uncharacterized. The transcript is spliced from 3 exons. Gene Ontology annotation, cellular component: cytoplasm. NCBI's taxonomy places the organism in Eukaryota, Fungi, Basidiomycota, Wallemiomycetes, Wallemiales, Wallemiaceae. The record is from RefSeq and is a predicted model, not a curated record. Gene Ontology annotation, biological process: proteolysis; peptide catabolic process. Bases 1 to 2802 code for a protein of 933 amino acids. Gene Ontology annotation, molecular function: zinc ion binding; peptide binding; metalloaminopeptidase activity.
AUGUUGCCGCUGAGGAGAGCACUGGGGAAUCAUUUUAGGUUAAAAUUAAAAUCUAAUUUCAAUCGCAGGCAGCUCCACUUUUGCUGCUCACAUGUCAAGCAUCACCAGCACCUCCUCAACGCCUCUUCAACCAAAACAAUCAUGUCAGAGUUUAGACUGCCAAAAUCAUUAAAGCCGAUAAAUUACGAUUUAAAAUUAAAAUCUGAUUUGGUUGAUUGUAAUUACGAAGGAUUAGUGGAUAUUCAAUUCCAAGUGAAGCAAUCCACUGAUUUGAUUAGCUUGCACUCUCAUAAGAACAUAAAGAUACACUACAUCAAUCUAUACACCAAUUCAAUCAAACAGUCUCAAUCUAUAACCCCUGAUCACUCAUUUGAUGAAAAGUUAGAGCGCUUGAACCUCUCCCUUCCCUUCAACUUGAAUCAAGGUGAUGACGUAACCCUGUCCAUCUCUUUCAACUCCACCUUAGACGAUAGCAUGAUGGGCUAUUAUAGAUCUUCUUACAAGCAAGACGAUAAGGAUAUCUACUAUGCUCUCACUCAGCAUGAACCAACCGCUGCUCGUAAAUCUUUCCCCUGCCUUGAUGAGCCUAUCCUUAAAGCUACUUACGACAUUUCUAUCAUUCACAGAAAAGACACGGUAGCUUUGUCAAAUAUGCCUCCAAUUCACUCUUCACCAGCUACUUCUGACACUUUCAACUACUCGAAACACUCUGGAUCCACUAACCCAGACGAGUGGGUCGUCACAAAGUUUGAAAAGACUCCCCUCAUCUCUUCUUACCUCGUUGCUUGGGCCAACGGUCACUUCAAGCACCUCGAAUCCUCCUACAAGUCCCCUAUCUCUGGUAAAGUUAGACCUUUAAGAAUCUACGCUACCCCAGACCUUAUCAAUCAAGCCAAACUUGGUUUAGAUGCAAAGUCUCAAGUAUUACCUCUCUAUGAGAAAAUUUUCGACAUUGAAUACCCAUUACCAAAGUUAGACACUUUGGUUGCAAAUGAUUUCGACGCAGGUGCAAUGGAGAACUGGGGUUUGAUUACCGGUAGGACUUCGGUUUACCUUUAUGAUGAUAAGUUGUCUGGUUUGGAUGCUGAAAAGAGAGUCGUCGGUGUUCAAUCACAUGAAGUUUCACACCAAUGGUUCGGUAAUGUUGUUACUAUGGCAGAUUGGCACGGUCUUUGGUUAAACGAAGCUUUCGCGACCUUGGUCGGUGAAAUUAUCGUCAUUGAUAGAAUCAGACCUGAAUGGAAGGUCUACAGUGAAUUUAUCACUCAACACCUCCACAGAGCACUUGAUUUGGAUGCACUUAAAUCAUCUCACCCUAUUCAAGUUCCUGUUAAAGAUCCUGCUACGAUCAACCAAAUCUUCGACGCCAUCUCUUACUCCAAGGGUGGUUCUGUCCUUCGCAUGCUUUCAAACAUGGUCGGUGAGGAAACCUUCUUGAAAGGGGUUUCAAUCUAUCUCAAGAAGCACCUUUAUGGCAACGCUGAAACCCAAGACCUUUGGAACGGUAUCGCUGAAGCAGCUGGAAUCGACGUACAAGCUAUCAUGGAUCCUUGGACACUCAAGCAAGGUUUCCCUGUCCUCACUGUCAACGAAAGUCAAAAUGGUAUUCAAGUUCGUCAAGACAGAUUCUUGAGCACUGGUAAGCCGACUGCUGAAGAGAAUGAAACUGAAUGGCACGUUCCAUUGUUCAUUCGUCAAGGUGAUCAUAUCGACAAAACUGUUGCAUUGAACAAGCGUCAAGCCGAGUUUGCUUUAUCCGACGUAUCAAGCUCAAACUGGAAACUCAACGCGGAAACUGCUGGUGUUUACAGAGUCUUAUAUUCCCCUGAACGCUUAGCUAAGCUUGGCAUUGAAGCGUCAAAGUCAGACUCGUCAUUCUCACUCAAUGACAGAAUUGGUUUAGUGAACGACGCUUUCGUUUUAGCCAAGGCUGGUAAUGGCCCAACAUCUGGAGCUUUGGGUUUCAUUAGUCAACUCAAGAACGAGAAGGAGUACCUUGUAUGGUCAUCAAUGGCUACAAGCUUAGCUAACCUUUCUAGUGUCUGGUGUGAAGAAAGCUUAUCAGUUAGAGAAAAGAUUGACGCUCUCAGACGCAAAUUAUUUUCCCCACUUGUUAAACAAGUUGGAUUUGACAAUAAAGAGGGUGACUCUCCAGAUGUUCUUCAAUUAAGAGAAUUGUCGAUUGCAUCUGCUGCUGCUGCUAAUGAUAAAGCUGUGGUUCAGGAAAUAAAGAGACGCUUCCAACCAUUACUUGAAAAGGACGACGACUCUCUCAUUCCAAACGACUUGCUCAGGGUUAUCUACGCACAAGCUGUCAAACACGGUGGUGAAGCUGAAUGGAGCAAAUGUCUCGAAAUUGUUAAAAACCCUAACCCACCAACUCCAAUGCACAAGAUUGCUGCGAUGUUGGCAUUAGGGUCAACAAAGCAUGAAGAACUCAUUGAAAAGACCUUUGACUUUAUUGAACACGGCUUCAAGAAUCAAGACUUAAUGUACCCAUACGUAGCAUUGCGCAACAACCCUAUCUCACGUCGUAAAUUAUGGGAAUACACAAAGGCUAACCUUAAUAAGCUCGAGAAGAGAUUGGAAGGUAAUUUCUCACUUGGUAGACUAAUUAGUUUCUCAUUCGAUGGUCUUGCUCAACCAAACGACGUUAACGAGGUUGAAGAGUUCUUUAAACACAGAGACACAAGCAAGUACUCUUCCUCGCUCAACCAAGGCCUCGAUGCUGUCAAGGGUAACUCUCAAUGGUUAGCCAGAGACAAGAAGGAUGUUGAGCAGUGGUUAGAGAAGAAUAUCUAA